GUGCGUCCCUGAUAAGAACACAGUUCGUGAAAGGGGGAAGGAGGAAUGAGUACUCGGAAGCAGGCGCGGUGAUCAUCGGUGGUGACCCUCCGAAAAACAUCGAGCAGCAGUACUUUCUCCUACUUGGCUUGCGCUGCAGAGAAGGGUCGGAUACAAGCACCGGAUAUGGCAGCAGCGGCAUUUUUCAUUAGGCUCGCUACCACGAUGGCAUUAACCGCAACAUUUCCAACCCUCUGCAGUGCGUACAAGUUCAACAAAUACGAUCCUCUAGUCAAGACAAAGUCUGGUUGGAUAAGAGGACUCCGACAUCAAGUCUUCAGUCGCAACAUCAAUACUUUCUGGGGUAUUCCAUUCGCAGAACCUCCGGUAGGUGCAUUGCGAUUUAUGUCUCCCGUCCCUGUGAAGCCGUGGGCCACUGAAUAUAAAGCAGUGCAAAGGCCACCAUCGUGCAUUCAACCGGCAGUGCCCUUCACUGGCUUCGUCAACCUAACGGGUGAAAUACAUACCGAGGACUGCCUGUACCUGAACCUAUGGGCACCAUCUCAAGACUCUCCCAUAGAUUCCAACGAGCCAAAGACAGUCAUGAUAUUCUUCCACGGUGGCGCCUUCUUCUUUGGUAGUUCAACCUGGGAGUUCUAUGACGGGUCUGUUCUGGCCUCCCUCGGAGACGUGAUAGUAGUUACGGUGAAUUACCGUCUCGGACCUCUCGGCUUUAUGAACACCCUCGAACCAGAUUCGCCUGGAAAUCAGGGCCUGUACGACCAAUACCUCGCCAUGCGUUGGGUUAAAGACAACGUCAGAUACUUUGGUGGCGAUCCCGAGAAGAUUACGCUGUUUGGACAAAGCGCAGGAGCAAUUUCCAUAGGUUACCAUUUGGUCUCACCCCUGAGUAAGGGUCUCUUCAGGCGAGCCAUCAUGCAAAGUGGUAGCCCCUACUGGGCCAUAGCGGAGAAUGUAGAUGAUGACGGCGAUCGGUUUACGAAAGUUGCUAGGAAGCUCAACUGCAGCCAGCAUCGGGAUGACGUGACACGUGACUUUCGUAGAGUGCUAUAUUGUCUCCAAAGCAAGCAGGCUCGAGAGUUCCUCGAAGCCUUCGAGACGCGAAAUGGACGCAUUCGAAUCACAUAUCACCCAACAUACGGAGAUGAACUUGUGCCUAAAGACGUUAUGGAAGCCCUUCUGGGUAGCAGCGUCAAUGACGUCGAUUUACUCAUAGGAACUGUUCAGGACGAAGGAAGCCUCUUCGUGGAAUACUACCUAUCUUCCGUCCUGGACUUCAAACAUCCUUCCCAGAUCUCAAAGGAGGCGCUCGAGUUUUACUUGAUGGUUCUGUUUCGCAUGUUGAAGCAGGGUUAUCCUAUCGCUAUACGUAAUUUUUACCUCUCAGGCGAGGAUAAUGAUCCGAAUGUAUUCCUGAGACAAGCAGCCACUGCCAUGGGUGAUUUCGCUUUCGUUUGUCCUGCACUGUUCUUCGCCGAAGAUUACGCGAAAAGAAACAACAAUGUAUACAUGUAUAGUUUUUCUCACAGGCCAAGUUACACCACGUACCCAGAGUGGGCAGGGGUGGCUCACUUCGAGGAAGUACCCUUCGUGUUCGGGUACACUUUGAACAACAACCUAUUCAAUGUUACCCAGGAAGAAAAAACGUUCACACUUUUCAUCAUGUAUACGUGGGUACAUUUUGCCAAAACAGGACACGUUCCACCUAUUAACAACAGACCGUGGCCCGAGUUCGACCCGAGCAACCGCAGCUUCGUCGACCUGAAUAUUCCAGACCCCAAAGUCAAGACUAAGCUUGCGGAGGACCGCUGUGAAUUCUGGAAGUCACGCAUUCUGUCUUCUAGUCGCCAAUCCUGAUCGGAACUGUCAAACACAUCGUUGUAUAUAGUGCUUCACCAUCGUGGACGAGCUAUCGCGUCACCCAGAGGAACGCUCUAAGCUCAAUCACAGACAUCGUGAAGUGAGCGCUGCAAGGAUUCUGUGGGAGCAAGAGACACGGCUUCAGAAAUCAUCUGUUCCUAUUUUUCAAUGAGCUCUCGAUGAGUAAUUCGUGUCGCGAGAAGACAGACUAAAUGUUUGUGAGCAUUAUAAGGCUUGCUGCACGCUUGCUAUAGCACUUUCACUCAGGACUGAUUGCCCGCUCACAUUUACUCUUAGAAGUACGCAGAUAUUACGUUCACUGUGUCACACUGCGCGCGAUGCAUAAAACAUGUGACAUGA
Molecule: messenger RNA, 2220 nt
Organism: Ornithodoros turicata
Lineage: Eukaryota; Metazoa; Arthropoda; Arachnida; Ixodida; Argasidae
Product: acetylcholinesterase-like
Exons: 3
Coding region: 166-1857 (563 amino acids)
Biological process (GO): acetylcholine catabolic process; choline metabolic process
Cellular component (GO): plasma membrane
Molecular function (GO): acetylcholinesterase activity
Source: RefSeq, a predicted model, not a curated record